Messenger RNA from Aspergillus brunneoviolaceus CBS 621.78, 1917 nucleotides. RefSeq names its product hydrolase psoB (gene psoB). The transcript has 2 exons. NCBI's taxonomy places the organism in Eukaryota, Fungi, Ascomycota, Eurotiomycetes, Eurotiales, Aspergillaceae. Bases 1 to 1917 code for a protein of 638 amino acids. Gene Ontology annotation, cellular component: cytoplasm; nucleus. The record is from RefSeq and is a predicted model, not a curated record. Gene Ontology annotation, biological process: translational elongation.
AUGUUCAAAUUCUACCCAUCCGACUUCUUCCACUUCGAGUUCCUCCGAGUGCUGGCCAGCGCGCCCGCCGGCGGGGCCGAGACAGGCGAGUGCCUGGCGGUGCUCCCGCAAGUGGCAGACGGGGACGCCGAGGCGUGGUACCGGGCGUGGACGGCGCAGGCGCAGCAGGCGCGGGGGCUGGGCGACGAGGCGCUCGUCUCCGGGGACACGCUCGCCGCCUCGGGGGCCUACCUGCGCGCCAGCAACUACUUCCGCGCCAGCGAGUUCUUCCUGCACACCCGGCCGGACGACCCGCGCUUGCUGGCGGCGAUCGAGCAUAGUGUCGCCGUGUUCGACAAGGGGGUGGAUCUGCUGGAUACAUGCACGGUGGCGCGGGUGGAGAUUCCGUACGAGGAGGAGAAGGGGGCUGCGCCGCUGCCGGGCAGGUUGUAUCUCCCUCGGUCGGGUGCCGCGCAAGCAGGCCAAGGCCAACGCCAAGGCAAAGGCAAGCUGCCGCUCCUCAUCAUGACCGGUGGGUUCGACUCGACGCAGGAGGAACUGUACUUCUUCGGGCCGGCGGCUGCACUUCCGCGCGGCUACGCGGUGCUCACCUUCGAGGGACCGGGCCAGGGCAUCUGCCUCCGCCGCGACGGGCUGCGGCUGCGCCCGGACUGGGAGCACGUGACGACCAAAGUGCUGGAUGUGGUGGAGAGCCAGCUGGCUAAGGACUAUCCGAUCGACUUGGAGAGGGUGGCAGUGGUCGGCGCCUCGCUGGGCGGGUAUUUUGCUCUGCGGGCGGCGGCGGACCCGCGCGUGCGGGCGUGCGUCUCGUGCGAUGCGUGCUACGAUCUCUUCGACGUGACGCGCAGUCGCAUGCCCGGGUGGUUUAUCAAUGGGUGGCUGGGCGGGCGGCUCAGCGACGGGUUCUUCAACUGGGUGGUCAAUAGACUGGCCGGGUGGAGUUUCCAGCUGCGAUGGGAGUUCGGCCACAGCAUGUGGGUGUAUGGGGUGGAGACGCCGGCGGAGGUGAUGCGCUGCAUGCAGCAGUACCACGCCAGGGGAUUUUUGCAGAAGGUCAAGUGCAGUACGUUUGUGACGGGGGCGGCGGAUACAUUCUACUUUACGCCAAAGCAGAAUACGGAGCCGAUCUUCGAGGCGCUGGGGCAUCUCCCGCCGCAGAAGAGGCGGUUGUGGGUCGGGAAGGGGGUCGAGGGGGGUGGGCUGCAGGCCAAGAUCGGGGCGUGGGCGGUGUUUCACCAGAAGAUGUUUGCCUGGUUGGAUGAGCAGUUUGAGAUCAAGCGGGGGACUAUCCAAGCCGCGGCGGCACUAAACAACCUCACCCUCGACGUCCCCCAACCCUUCGCCUUCGGCACGGCCAACAAAUCCCCCGAAUUCCUCCAGAAAUUCCCCACCGGCAAGGUCCCCGCCUUCGAAUCUUCCGACGGCGAGGUGACGCUGGUCGAAUCCGACGCGAUCGCGCAGUACGUGGCGGGGUGCGGGCCCGCGGCGCCGGCGCUGCUGGGCCGCAAUGUCGCCGAGCAGGCGGCGGUGCGGCAGUGGAUCUGCUUCGCGGAGAACGAGGUGUUCCGGAACAUGGCGGCGGUGGUGCUGUGGCGCGUGGGGAUGCGGGAGUACGAUGCGGGAGUCGAUGCUGAGGGGGCCAAAGGGUUGGAGGAGGCGUUGGCGGUGGUGGAGCGGCAUCUUGCGGUGGGUAAGAAGGAGAAGGAGUUUCUUGCGACAGAGGGGGAGUUGUCCUUGGCGGAUUUGACGCUCGCGUCGGCGCUGUUCUGGGCGUUCAUGCAUUAUAUCGAUGAGGAGAUGAGGGGGCGGUUUCCCCGGGUGGUGCGGUGGUAUCUUCGGGUGGUUGGGGCGGAGAGGGUGAGGGAGGUGUUUGGGGAGCCGUGCUUGGUUGCCGUACGGAAGGUGGCUCCUGUUUAG